CAAGGGGAAGGUCUGGCUCGACCCUAAUGAGGUCAGCGAGAUUUCCAUGGCAAACUCUCGCCAAAACAUUAGGAAGUUGGUAAAGGAUGGUUUUAUUAUUAAGAAACCUAUGAAGAUUCACUCCAGAUCUCGUGCUAGACGCAUGGCAGAAGCAAAGAGGAAGGGACGCCAUUCUGGAUAUGGUAAGCGCAAGGGUACUAGGGAGGCUAGGCUACCCACCAAGGUUCUGUGGAUGAGGAGGAUGAGGGUUUUGAGGCGUUUGCUUAGGAAAUACCGGGAAGCUAAGAAAAUUGACAAGCACAUGUACCAUGAUAUGUAUAUGAAGGUGAAAGGAAAUGUUUUCAAGAACAAGAGAGUUCUGAUGGAGAGUAUCCACAAGUCUAAGGCAGAAAAGGCAAGAGAAAAGACAUUGUCUGACCAGUUUGAAGCCAAGAGGGCGAAGAGCAAGGCGAGCAGGGAGAGGAAGAUUGCUAGAAGGGAGGAACGUUUGGCUCAGGGCCCUGGAGAAAAAGCACCACCUGCAGUAGCAGCUACAGCUCAAUCAUCCGACUCUCUCCCCAAGAAAACAAAGAAGUGAGCUUAGCACUGACUGAGACGAUAUUCUGAAACAUGGAAAUUAAGUAGAUUUUUACAGAGUCUGGUAGUUCUUAACAGUCUAGACUAUGUGAAAUAUAUUUUUGAUAUUUUCCCCACCCUUUUAUCAAACUAUGAAACAGUGUAUGGAGAUAAUGCAUGUUGAUUUCAAAACCCAGUUUUUAUUUAUUUAUUGUUACUGUGAUCUUAAUUUCUUU
This is a messenger RNA of Dendrobium catenatum, 791 nucleotides long. RefSeq names its product 60S ribosomal protein L19-3-like. Gene Ontology annotation, cellular component: ribosome; cytosolic large ribosomal subunit. Gene Ontology annotation, molecular function: RNA binding; structural constituent of ribosome. The record is from RefSeq and is a predicted model, not a curated record. Lineage: Eukaryota; Viridiplantae; Streptophyta; Magnoliopsida; Asparagales; Orchidaceae. The coding region runs from base 47 to 577 and encodes 176 amino acids. Gene Ontology annotation, biological process: translation. The transcript has 5 exons.